Messenger RNA from Poecilia latipinna (sailfin molly), 2642 nucleotides. RefSeq names its product cell wall protein SED1-like. The record is from RefSeq and is a predicted model, not a curated record. The transcript has 13 exons. Lineage: Eukaryota; Metazoa; Chordata; Actinopteri; Cyprinodontiformes; Poeciliidae. Bases 96 to 956 code for a protein of 286 amino acids.
CUCCUCCCAAACCCAUCCGACGUUGUCAGAGCAGGAAAAAAUAAGCGAUGGGUGUUGCCUCAGACUGACGGGUCCAAACAGAGAUUAUUGUUUAAAUGGACUGGGGGCCGCGCUGCGACUCGCCACAUCCACCCACUUUACGUCAGAAAGGGAAGCCAGUGUGUUUCCUCCCCUUCUUUAUUCCAACCAGCUCCAGUCUGCAGAAGAAGUCGGAGGAGAUCCACGCUGUCGCCAUGAAGUCCAUCAGGGUUUUCAUCCUGCUGCUGCUGGGAUCAGCCGCACCAGUUUCAUCAUCUGGGGCAUCCACAACAUCUCCAGUGAACACGACUGCUGAUCUGUCACAUGAAUCAAAUCCAGAGGAUCCCGGACAAAUGACAAAAAGUCCAACAACAGCCUCAUCUUUAACAGCUACCAUCACAUCAACUCUGUUGACAACCACACCUGUUCCCAAAGACUCCACCACUAAACAAAAUGAUCUUACAUCUUCAACGAAUACGAUGACUUCUCAACCACCCAGCCAGAACAGGACAAACAACAAUCAAACCACCAACCAAAUUUUGACCGCUCCAAGUUUGAAACCCAGUUCCCCGCCUAAAACAAACGACACAAAAGCGACUGAAGAUUCGACUGUCUCCACUGAUGCCACAGCAGCAAAUAACAUGAGCGGGAACAGAGAACAGAAAUCCAGUGAAAGGCAAGAAAAGGAAGCAGCUGAGCAGAAAGCUGCAGGUUCAGACAAACGGCUGUGGUGGCUUCUUCUGCCUGCUGCCCUGGUUGUAGGUGUCGCCGCUCUUUUCUUGAAAUUCAAAAGUAAGAAGGUCCACGAUCACACAGAAACGAUCGACACCGGAACUGAGAAUGCAUCGUUCCAGAGCAGGCCGGAGAGCAGCAAAGAUGGAGUCAUGCUCCUGGGAGUGAAGUCAUCGGGCGGCGAAGAAAAUGCAGCUGCCAGAUAAGGAGAGGAAAGUCUACUUCUGCACCCCCAACGUACUGCUGAUCUGAAGCCAACGACUGAUUUUGGUUCUUAAUUUGUGGAAAUACUUUUGCAAAGUAGGGAAAUCUCUGCAAAAUGUAAUUUCACACAUAGAAAGAGCAAGUUGUGCUUUACAACAAGGACUAUGAGGUUCUAAGCAUGUUUUGGUGGAUUUUCCUCAUGAGAAACUAGCAAUAAAAUUAAUUUUGGCUAUGUUCACAUUGCAGCCCCAAGUUACCCAAACCCGACUUUUGUCGAAUCAGAUUUUUUAUUUUUUAUUUUUGGCAUGGUUGUUCACUUCCAAAUAUAUGCGACCUGUAUGUGUGCUCCGGUGUGAACCGUAAACGAAAGUGUCCCGCAUGCGCAGUAGAGGGCGCAAUAACGUCACAGAGCGUGCUCAGUGUUUUGCCAACCGCCAUAAAAAAACCCGGAGUGCUCAGCAUUUGCGGAAGUAAACGUGGAUGCUAACGGUGGAGAAUAGCUUGCGAUUCUGAAGUUAUCCAACCGGAGCAACUUAAUUCUCAUUAUUGUCCGUCAUGGUUGUUGUUUUUCUUCCCGCUUGCGCGUAUCAGGACGCUGAAUCUGUCAACCUUUGUCGAGUAUCAGUGACGUUCAGGAUCUGGCUGUUAGGAUUCAGGUCACAUUUGAAAAGAUCGGUAGAUAUCCAAGUGGUCUGGGUCGCAUUCGAAAAAAAUCCAAUCUGUGUUGUUCAGACUGCCAUAUAAAUACCAUAUACAGGUCGCAUUAAGGCAAAAAGAAAUAAAAAUUUAUAAAAAAUUAACUUGGGUCACUUCGGACUGCAGUGUGAACGCAGCCUUAAUUGUCUACAAUGGAUGAGUAUACGUUUAAAAGUGGUUUUGUUUUCUUGUGAAAUGUAAUAUAAGCUUAAAAUUUAUAUCUUAAAUAAACUAGGAUUCGUCAAAGAUUUUUUUUAAAUACCCCUUCACCCAAACACGUUCAUAUAUUGUUUUUACCCAUAUAUUGUUUUUACCCGGAUUUGUUCAUUUUUUAAAGUGCACAUAACAAACAGCGCCUCCUACAGGUCACACUGUGUCUGAUUAUGAUGCAUGUUAAGGAUGAGGAUAAACAGACACGUUUUUGUCUUAAACUAAAUUCUAAAAGAAUAAAAGCUUGCAUUUCAUCCCAAUGUUUUGUAUUUAAAGACAAACACUAAAUAACCCAUGCUUGCUUUGUGUUGUUUUUGUUUACUGGUUUCUGAUAAGAACAUCCACCAUGAUCUCCACAAAAAGCAAAUCUUACAUUAGGAAAUGAUGGUUUAUAAUCUUAACAUUUAAAAUGACUAUUAUUGCUGUAAAGCUAACUUCUGUCUGCUGUGAAGUUCAGUCCACAAACACAUUUUCCCUACAGUGCACUUACCUCAGAAUCCUCACCUGUUUAAUGAAAUAAAUCACUUUUUUGUUCAGCCUUUUAUGUUUUUGCUCUUGAUUUAUCUCUGCUGGGAUUUUUUGUUAUUAUUCUAGGUGUGUUUUAUUUUGGUGUAAUUGUACUUUCCUCAAUUUUGAUGGAGAAAUGUUGCUGAAUUUUUCUUCAAGAAUCAGCAUGAAAUAACACAAUUAUUGUAUUUACUUUCAAACUGCUGGAACUGCUUUGUGCUUUAUGUCAUGAACUAUCGGCCACAGUUUCAUCAAUAAAAGUUUGGAUAAUGGUU